Triplophysa dalaica is the source of this 3804-nucleotide messenger RNA. It is a transcript of the gene abi3bpb, whose product is annotated as ABI family, member 3 (NESH) binding protein b. The transcript is spliced from 22 exons. Bases 128 to 2563 code for a protein of 811 amino acids. The record is from RefSeq and is a predicted model, not a curated record. Gene Ontology annotation, biological process: positive regulation of cell-substrate adhesion; extracellular matrix organization. Gene Ontology annotation, molecular function: protein binding. Lineage: Eukaryota; Metazoa; Chordata; Actinopteri; Cypriniformes; Nemacheilidae.
CAGACCAUCACUCAGCAGCUGCACACAGCGGGCUGAACACGUUCUGAGCUGACACCACCAGAAGAACCAGAAGCAAGAGUCUUAGAAAAAUUGAGCAGCAUCCAUCCUCGACUGGAGUCAGAGCACCAUGGCAGGCAGCACCGUCCUCCGCUUGAGCCUCUUACUGACGCUCGCAGGAAUUCUUCUCCUCGCAUGCAGCUCUGCACAGCGGGUCAGAGUAAGAAGACAGAAUAUGAAGGUUCGCAUCAACGCCACCGGUGAUACCAUCAUUUUGAAGUUUGUUCGGCCCAACCCUGAUGUUAAACUCGAAGGCUACAUCCUUGGCUAUGGUUCCAGCAUGUUCUCCAAGCAGUUCAUCCAGCUUCCAGAGAAUGGACAACCUUAUGAGACUGAGAUUGAUGCCGAGCCUAAGUACCUAGUGGCUGUUCAACCCAUCCCAACCAAUGAUGUGAAGAAGCACUGUACAGGUAAGGUGAACCUGGACAAACCUCUUCAUCUGGUGAUCGACUCUGUCACAUCUACGUCAGUGCUCUUGUCCUGGGGAACCUACUUAAAGACCCCAUACGAAGGAAACAUCAUGAACGACUGCUUGGAGGAUGGGCAUUACACAAUCCGCUACCGAGAAAGAAACAGGAAGUGGAUCUAUCAGACCUGUCCUGCCACCGAUACUGUGAUUGACAACCUCAAACCCAACACACCCUACGAGUUUGGCGUCAGACCCAACAAAGACGACCGCAGUGGAGUGUGGAGUAAACAAGUGAUCCACAACACCAACAUGGGAGUUGUUUCAGAGAAAGACAGGAUGACAUACAAAGUCAACCGACCUGUCAUUAAUAAGCCUGUGGUGGGAAACCAUGGCAGUCUCUUCCCACCUCGAAUUGCUGUCCACAACAUAACCCAUCCAGGACUGUUCAAAACCGAAGUCUUUGUUGGAGCUACCAAGACAUCUUUUGCGCCACCAAUAGGCCAGCAAGGAACCGUAGCUGCUCCAAGAGUCAAUGAGCAGAAAUGGCUUCAGCCCCCAUUGGAUUCAAACAACCAUAUUAGAAAUGAUUCCUCUCAGCUGGUGGAGAUCCUUCCCGUCCUCCCCCAACUUCUACCCACUAAACCCUCCCAUCCUCCAGUCACUCCUACCCCCUAUUCCCUACCCAACGGUGCCCGGACACAGCACGGACACCCCCAAACCAAGGCACCUAGUGUCACUCAGCAGCCACAUAGUUCUACUGGUAAGAACAUCCGCAGAGAUCCAGUAUCUUCACUUCCACCCAAACCAAACGAUUCAAUCCUAGCAGUGAACACAAGGAACCAGACAUCACUGGGCAGACACCCUACAUCUUCUUACUCUAAUGGCAGGAAACGUUCCUCCUCCAGGCAUGGUGACUCCUCCCGAUUAUAUGGGGCUAAUGGUGAGCACCAUAAGGGCCUCUCGCUACCUAAACCAGUCAUGUGGUCCAGACCAAGAAUGGGUCAGACAGGUCAACCCAUCCCUAAUCCUGGAAAAAAGCCUAAUCUUGUGGGCAAUCCUGGAGGAUUCGGAGAAAAGGGGACAGACCGGAGCCAAGACAAAAACUCGAUCUUGAACCACAACCUGCCACCUGUGACAGCAAAACCAUCCAAACCAAAAACGACUUCUGCUCCAUCAGUGACAGCCCCUCGAUUUGAAACAUGGGAGAACUCUACAGCAUUCAGCUCUGUUCCUGCUUCUAAAAUCGAUGCCAUGGGCAAAGAACGCUAUAUCGCUCCACACGUGGUGUACAAGACGGACAAGAAACCAGAAGAACCGUGUUCUAUCACUACCUCUUUGAGUUACUUCCCCGAAGAGGAAGGUGGAGAACAAAACGUCACCAACCCUCCAAGAACAGCUCCAUCCAACCUCACCGUGGUAACCGUGGAAGGAUGUCCCUCCUUCAUUAUUCUUGAUUGGCAGAAGACAGAUAAUGAGACAACUGAAUACGAAGUUAUCUCAACUACUAAAGGCCCUGAUGGUGAACAGGUUUCCAUUCUUGUCACCAACCAGACUCAUACAGCCGUGGAGAACCUUAAACCAGAAAGCAGUUAUGAAUUCAAGGUGAAGCCUAAGAAUGAGCUUGGUGAAGGGCCUCCCAGUGAGCCGGUGUCUUUCAGCACAGAAUCUGCGGAUCCGCGGGUGAGCGAGAAUGUCUCAGGUAAAGAUGCUAUCUGGACCCAGUUCUCCUUCAAAACAGAUGCCUAUUCCGAGUGCAACGGAAAGCAGUACGUAAAGAGGACGUGGUACCGUAAAUUUGUUGGCAUCCAACUAUGCAACUCCCUACGGUACAAGAUCUACCUGAGUGACUCUCUCAAGGGUAAAUUUUACAACAUUGGAGACCAGACAGGCCAUGGCGAGGACCACUGCCAGUUUGUAGACUCAUUCUUGGAUGGAAGAACUGGAACUCAGAUUCCUUCAAACCAGCUGCCUAACAGGCCAGGGUUCUACAGAGCAAUGAGACAAGAGCCGGUCCACUUUGGCCAGAUAGGAGGAAACUCCCAUGUUACCUAUGUUGCAUGGUAUGAGUGUGGUACACCAAUUCCAGGGAAAUGGUAGAGGACGAGCAAGUGUCCACAGAGAAGCCUGAAGAACAACUCUCAUUGGUUAUGGGUUGGUGCCUGCUACGGUCACACGGCAGGCUUUUUACUGUUUAUUCCACCAAUGAGAGCAAGUUCGGUCACUCCUCAGCUUACAUCCCAAGUUCGUACCAUGUAUAGUAAGUGUACAGGAUCAAAGAGUCAGGGAAUUAUUUUGAGUGCAUUUGUGAUACGUAAUAGCAAAACAAUGCCUCAUCGUUUUAUUUAUCGUACGGUAACUAGAGCAAACCAAAUAGAUAUGAGGAAAAAACUACUUCAAAUACAUUGAAGUGAUGAACGACAUAAAGUAAGGAAAAAUACUUUUUAAAUAUUGGGAAGCUGGCUCCCUGAAACUAUUUUGAUAUUUUGUGUAAUUUUAUUUAUCAAAGUUUGUGGUGCCAUGUUUCUUGUAAUGGCUUUCCAGUACGAAAGGGCUGGGCUUUAAGCGCUUUAGCAAUCAAGACGGCCCUGGGCUUUUGCCUACCGCCGGAGGCAGCUGUAUUAGUUUGGUACUGAUAUUGUAGGUCUCUGAUAUGUCAGAUGUAAAGUUAAACUUGUACGACUCGUAUGUAUAGCUGGGACUCUUUGCGAUGUUGCUUUUCCCAACACAAUGUACUAGUAAGAGGCUUAAAUCAGGUGACCCACACUAGCAAAGAAAGCAUGGACGCAAGAUGCUAUGUUUACAAGUUGGUAUGAAAGUGAUGUACAUUCAAACACACCUACAUGCAUACAGUACAUAGAAAAACAUGCUCAUUUACAUCCAGUUGCUUUAUAUAUCACGGCUAUAGUCUUCCAGUUUACGCCCUGAUAUAUUUGGUGGUUAUAGAUUGUAAGGAAGACCUUACACUUGCAAUUUGCACAGCAAUGUAUUUAUAUGUAUAUGGAGAAAGUAUUUUUUCAGGAAACCUAUACAAGAAUAAAAAAAUCUUCCCCUCAAGCUUGUGAAACAGUCACACCUCUCUUGUUGUUUUCAAAGCCCCCUUUUCUCUGUCUGUUAAACCACAGUAAUAGUUCAAGGAAUCUUGAAGGACAGUUUGUCUAGGUACCAUAUUUUGUACAGUGUUGUCCCUGCCAGUCCUCUUGGCAGAGUAUAUCUGGCUUAUCCGUAUUUUCAUGAAAUUCGUUUGUAAGAUGAAACUGUGUUGUUUGUUGUUGUUUUGGACACAUUCUCUAUUUCUGUAUGUAUUUUACAAUAAUAAAAAACGGAAGUGUUUUUUUUAA